Tachyglossus aculeatus (Australian echidna) is the source of this 5004-nucleotide messenger RNA. RefSeq names its product receptor-type tyrosine-protein phosphatase V-like. Bases 1 to 4875 code for a protein of 1624 amino acids. NCBI's taxonomy places the organism in Eukaryota, Metazoa, Chordata, Mammalia, Monotremata, Tachyglossidae. Gene Ontology annotation, biological process: protein dephosphorylation. The record is from RefSeq and is a predicted model, not a curated record. Gene Ontology annotation, molecular function: protein binding; protein tyrosine phosphatase activity. The transcript has 32 exons.
AUGAGGGCCCCGCUCCUCACUGCUGUGCUCUGCCUCCUGGGGGCCCUGGCCGCGGAAGAUGGAUGCAGCUUCCCGGAGGGGCCCACAGUGGUCAAGGAUACAGAGCUCUCCCUGCACAUGCAAGUCAGCAGCCACGGCCGCCCCCCUAGCCUCUUCCUGAAUUGGGAGGUGCCAGUGCCCGAGGGGCUUGGCUACACCCUCCGCCUCACCCGCCUGGGCACUCACAGCUCUCCGGAAGAGUGGCAGGGCCGAGCCGGCCCCAAUGCCACUGGUUUCGAAUUCCACGAUCUGCCACCUGGUGCCCGUUUCCAAUUGGAGACGACUGUGGUGCUGCCCUGUGGACGGAAUGCCACCCACAGUGUCAUGGCUCAAACGACCCCCAUGCCCGUCAGCCUCCUGCGGCUCCACAGACCCGGGGACCCCGCUGCCUUGGAAGCUACGUGGGGCUCUGCCCCUGGGGAGCAGGACAGGUACCAGCUCCUUCUCUACCACCUGGACUCCCAGACGCUAGCCCGGAACCUCUCGGUGCCACCGGGCACCCUCUCCUUCCUCUUCGAUGGCCUCCUGCCAGGCAGCGAGUACGCCCUCCGGGUCACCACCUGGGCCGGGGAGCUCCAUGCCAGCACUGGCGUCCGCCAGUGGACAGAUCCAGUGCCCCCGGAACACCUGGCACUGCACCAUGGAGGCAGUAGCACUGCCCUGCAAGCCUCCUGGAGUGGAGCGGAGGGGGCCACCUGGAUGCAUCUCAUCCUCACUGACCUCAUGGGUGGUGCCAACCACAGUGCAGUUGCCAAGCGGGGCGUCUCCAACUACACUUUCAAUCACCUGACUCCGGGCACCCCUUACCACCUGGAAGUCAGAGCUACCUCUGGUCCCCUGACGGCCUCAGGACCCAACGCCACAGAAUGGACUUAUCCCUCUGUCCCGCUUGACCUAGUGCCAACAUCCCAGCCCCCUGGGCUCUCUUUGAGCUGGCAAGCAGGGCCAGGCAGGAGGGAGGGCUACCAGCUCUACCUGAGGGGACAAGCUGAAUGCAACAUCUCUCUGGGACCCGGUGCCCUCAAUGCCACUUUCCCAGGGCCGCUGCCCACGGGACACUACACCCUGGAGCUCGUAGCACUGGCAGGGCCCCAAAGAGCCUCGGCAUGGACAGACAUUUGGCUGGAAGCCCCAGCAGCUCCCUCGAACCUUAGCCUGAGCAGCAAGGAGAGGCCCCCUGUCCUGCGUGCCAGCUGGGGGCCGCCCUCCGGGGACUCCGACGGCUACCGGUUGCGUCUGUACCAGCUGGCACCCCCGAGGCUUGAGGCGGAGCUUACCCUGGGCCCUGCAACCCGGAGCUUCUCCUGGGCACGGCUACCUCUGGGCACGGAGUUCAUGGUGCAGCUGGCUGUCUUGAGGGGUCCGGAGGAGGGAGUCGCUGCCAACACCACCGGCUGGACAUACCCCGAGGCCCCAGAGAACCUCACCCUGACCAACGUGGGCAGCCCUGAAGCCCCAGCUCUGCAGGCACUCUGGAGGAUGGGCAGAGCCCAGAGUUAUGCCCUCACCCUGUCUCAGCUGCCCCAAGGCACCGUCGUCCACCACCUCAUCCUUCCGGGAAAUGCCACUGAACACAAUUUCAGGGGACUGGAGCCGGGUACGGAGUAUGGCUUGAGGGCCUGGGCCGUUGCAGGAGCUUACCGGGCCUGGGCCCACAACAUUACCCACUGGACACCUCCCCUGCCACCAGUGGCCCUGAAUGUGAGCAGUGAGGGCCCUACCAGCCUACAGGUGUCCUGGGGCCAGGCGCCUGGGGGCCGGGGCAGCUACCACAUCACCCUGCACCGGGAGGGAGUUGUGGUGGACACCCAGGAGGUGGGGCCAGAAGUGGUCAUCGCCAACUUCUUGGGGCUGACUCCGGGCACCAAGUAUGAGGUUGAAGUCAGCUCCCAGGCAGGGCCCCACCGUGUCGCAGCAGCCAACAUCACCACCUGGACCUCUCCUCUGGCCCCCGAAGAGCUGUCGGUGGCGAUGCAAGGCGACAGUGCAGUGGUGUCUCUGGGCUGGGCUGAGACCUCGGGGCAGGGGGACUGCCAGGCCUGGUUUUCGGAGCCUGGGGGCUCCCCACAGAGGGAGCCCCUGCAGCCAGGCCAAGCCAAUCUGGUCCUGCGAGGGCUCACCCCCGGACGCAACGUCUCCCUCUCUGUGCUAUGCCAGGCCGGGCCGCUCUGGGCCACCACUGGCCCGGUGGUAUUGCCUGUUGAGCCGGGCCCAGUGGAGGAUGUACAGUGCCAGCCUGGAGCUACUUGCCUGACUCUGAACUGGACAGUGCCCACGGGCGAUGUGGACACCUGCCUGGUAGCAGCAGAGCAGCUGGUGACUGGGGAGGCGGAGGUCCCUGUCUUCUAUGCCAAUACAUCCCAGGCUGCCCUCCUGCUGUCUGAUCUGGUGCCUGCCACCUCUUACCGUCUCAGCCUCACUAUCCUGGGCAGAAAUGGGCUGUGGAGCCGGACGGUUACCUUGCUGUGCACUACCACUACGGAAGCCUGGCAACCCCCCAAGUUGGCAGCCGCUCCCCGCCUGGAGCCCGAGGCCGGAGCCGGGGUGGUGAUCACACCUGGCAUGUUUGGCGAGGAGGACAGGCACAUCCAGUUCUAUGGCAUCGUGGCUACCACCAACACCACCCUUCUGCGCCCGCACCGCGAAGCCAUCUCUCACACUUGGUACGACCACUAUUAUGGGGGGCAGGACUCCUAUCUGGCGUUGCUGCUCCCCAACCCCUUCCGGCCAGGUCCCCGGGCAGCCCUUCGCUCCUGGACGGUGCCUGUAGGCACAGAGGACUGCGGUCAAACCAAGCAUACCUGCAAUGGGCGGCUCAAACCAGAUAUCCAGUACAGGUUCAGCGUUGCAGCCUUCACCAGGUACGACCACCUGGAUCCUGACGUCUCUUUCACGGCCUUCUCGGAGCCCCGUGCCAGCAGUUCGGUGGCAUCCGUGCCACUCCCGGUGGCAGCGGGAGUCGUGGCAGGCUGUGUGCUGACAGUUGGUGCUGUGCUGGGUCUGCUCUACUGGAGACAAAUGUCGGGGCAGAGAGCCGAGAAGAGGAACCUAACUCAAGAGAUGGCUACCCUCAACCUUCGGCACAUCCACCGGCCUAUCCCCAUCCAGAGUUUCCGCCAGACGUACGAUGCGAAGAGCGCCAGUGCCCACUAUGCCUUCUUCCAGGAGUUUGAGGAGCUGAAGGAAGUGGGCAAGGAGCAGCCCAAGUUGGAGGCAGAGCUCCCUGCCAAUACUGCCAAGAACCGCUAUCCCCACGUGCUUCCCUAUGACCACUCGCGGGUGAGACUGAGCAGGCUGGAGGACGAGCCCAACUCAGACUACAUUAAUGCCAACUUCAUCCCGGGCUACACCCGGCCCCAGGAAUUCAUUGCCACCCAGGGCCCCCUGAAAAAGACCCUGGAAGAUUUCUGGCGGCUUGUGUGGGAGCAGCAGGUCAACACUGUCGUCAUGCUGACUGUGGGCAUGGAAAACGGGCGGGUGCUUUGUGAGCACUACUGGCCCUCUGACGCUGCCACCCCUGCUCUCUUCGGUCACAUCACCAUCCGCCUCCUGGCCGAGGUCACUGGGGAGGAGUGGACAACCCGGGAAUUUCAGCUGUUCUAUGGUCCCCAGCAGCGGGAGCGGCAGGUGCAGCAGCUGCAGUACACGGCCUGGCCCGACCACGGCCUCCCCGAGUCCACUGGCUCCAUCAUGGCCUUCGUGGAGCUGGUGCGGGAGCGAGGACGGGUGGCUGCGGGGGCCGGGCCCACUCUGGUGCACUGCAGCACGGGCGUGGGCCGGACGGGCACCUUCAUCGCCCUGGCGCGACUCCUGCAGCAGCUGGAAGAGGAGAAGACCGUGGAUGUGUUCAACACCGUGUACACCUUGCGGCUUCACCGCUACCUCAUGAUCCAGACCCUGGCCCAGUACAUCUUCCUGCACAGCUGUCUCUUGGACAAGAUCUCCGAGGAGCCUCAAGCCAAACUGGCCGUGUCCCAAAUCUCCCCCGGCCCCAUCGCAGCCAAGAGCUUCCUGCAGCAGUUUGCCAAGAAGUCGGCCAGUGCCAACGCUGGCUUCCUGAGGGAAUACGAGAACCUCCUGGAGGCACUCAAGCAUCACAGUGAUCCUGGGACACCCUGCCCUGGGCACCAGCCAAGCAACCCCAUCUCCCAGCUCCUGCCUUAUGACCGUUCCCGUGUUCAAUUCUCUCGGCUGGAGCAGGGACCUCUCUCCGAACUGGGCCAGGCCUGGCUCUUCCCAGGUGGAGCCCUGGGCCAGGACUGUUUGGCGCUGGCAGGCCCGGUGCAGGCAGAUGAGUUCUGGAGGCUGGUGUGGGAGCACGAUGUCCGCGUCCUCAUCUCCCUGUGCCCGCCGGAGAGCCAGGAUCAGGAGGAGUGGUACCCCCUGGAGGGUCGGCCCAUCCACACUGAGGCGCUGACAGUCCGGUGGGAAGCAGAGGUGGCUGUGGUGGAGUGGCCUUGCUCUCGACUCUGGAUCAAACAUGAGAAGAAGGGGAAGGAGCGGCAACUGUGGCGGUUCCAGUUCCUGCACUGGGAAAGCGGGAGGGAACCCCCAGCCCAUGCCCUGCCCCACUUUCUGGAAGCCGUGCUCCAGUGCAGCCUGCAGGACAAGAAGCCUGGGACUCUCCUCGCUCAUGCAAGUUCAGGACUGGCUCAGCUGGGGACCCUCCUAGCCCUGGAGCUGCUGCUGCAUCAGGCUGGAAAAGACGGCACCGUGGAUGUCUUCAGUGUGGUCCUGCGGCUGGCACAGGGCUGCCGCUCUAUGACCCCGACGCUGGCGCAGUACAUGUACCUCUACAGCUGUGUCCACAGUGCCCUGACCGGACAACCCGUAUGAAAAGGCGAGGAAAAGGCCAGGGCAGUGUCCCAUCCGUGUUGCUGUGCAUCUCUCCCAACCUCUGACCUGUGCCAUGCCCAGCUCAGAGCUUCCAAACUUCCCGGCGCAGGAAUAAAGAGAUCUGUCGGA